CCCCCGGGAGUGCGCGAGGCGGCGGCGCGUGGCAGCGGCUCGGGGCGCGCGGCGGCCCCGGCCCGGCCCCGCCAUGACCGACUUCAAACUCGGCAUCGUCCGGCUCGGGAGGGUGGCCGGGAAGACCAAGUACACGCUGAUCGACGAGCAGGACAUCCCGCUGGUGGAGAGCUACUCCUUCGAGGCUCGGAUGGAGGUGGAUGCUGAUGGAAAUGGUGCUAAAAUAUUUGCUUAUGCUUUCGACAAGAACCGUGGAAGGGGCUCCGGGCGCCUCCUGCACGAGCUGCUCUGGGAGAGGCACCGGGGAGGGAUUGCUCCUGGAUUUCAGGUGGUGCAUCUGAACUCGGUGACCGUGGACAACCGCCUGGACAAUCUGCGCCUCGUGCCCUGGGGGUGGAAGCCCAAAGCUGAAGAAAUCUCUAGCAAACAAAGGGAACAAAGUCUGUAUUGGCUGGCAAUCCAACAGCUCCCUACAGACCCCAUAGAAGAGCAGUUUCCUGUCCUGAAUGUAACCAGAUACUACAACGCUAACGGGGAUGUCGUGGAGGAGGAGGAGAACUCCUGCACUUACUAUGAAUGUCACUACCCCCCAUGCACAAUGAUUGAAAAACAGCUGCGUGAGUUCAACAUCUGCGGGCGCUGCCAGGUUGCCCGGUACUGCGGGUCGCAGUGCCAGCAGAAGGACUGGCCUGCCCACAAGAAACACUGUCGGGAGAAGAAAAGGACCUUCCAGCAGGAGCUCGGCCCGGAGCGGUGACCGGGUGGCAGAGGCCUCUCAGCAGCAGGAUUCCUCCCCAAAGGCAUUGGGCUCUUGCUUUUGCACAGUGUGACAGACUGCUUAUCCAAGCCAGAGGCACUGAAGACAAACCCUGUGAUGCUUGAGCAGAAUGGCUGACUGGACUAAGCCAGCUCUGACUGGUGCUGUGGAAAGGGAUUGGCUCUGCCCUUCCAGUAUUAUAUUCUCAAGCAAAAAGACUACUGUGGAGGCUCCAGGCAGGAAGCUUCUCAUUAUUUAUAUGUUAAUACGUUUGUAAACUCAUGUACAGUUUUUGUUAGGAAUUCUUGAUAGCACUCAUUAACUGUAAUGUUCAGAGGAGAACAUGUUGUUGGCCUAAAAGUUUAAAAAAAGAAAAAAAAAAAAAAGAAAAAAAGUCAUGUAGCAAAAGCUUUUUCCUCCCAUGUGGCAGAAGUGUCUGUGGCAGUGCCAGGGCCGGCGGGCAGACCCGGCGUCAGCACUUACUCUGGAGAACUCUGCAUGGAAGUUCUAUUGGAAAAAAAAAACAAAAACAAAAAAAAGAGCAAACAAAGUAAAGGUUGGAAUGAA
Pseudopipra pipra is the source of this 1324-nucleotide messenger RNA. It is a transcript of the gene ZMYND19, whose product is annotated as zinc finger MYND-type containing 19. The transcript is spliced from 6 exons. The record is from RefSeq and is a predicted model, not a curated record. Lineage: Eukaryota; Metazoa; Chordata; Aves; Passeriformes; Pipridae. Bases 74 to 757 code for a protein of 227 amino acids. Gene Ontology annotation, cellular component: synapse; cytoplasm; membrane.